Molecule: messenger RNA, 2665 nt
Organism: Octopus sinensis (East Asian common octopus)
Lineage: Eukaryota; Metazoa; Mollusca; Cephalopoda; Octopoda; Octopodidae
Product: cilia- and flagella-associated protein 91-like
Exons: 18
Coding region: 270-2396 (708 amino acids)
Source: RefSeq, a predicted model, not a curated record
CAAACAAUAUAUAUAUAUAUAUAUAUAUAUAUAUAUACAGUGAGAAUUUAUCAAAAAAACACACACACACACACACUCACACGCACAUACAUCCACUGAUAAAUACGUACGUUCUUGCAUACAGUCACUAUACAAAUAUAAACCUAUUACUAUAUCUAUUUCUUUAUUAAUAUUUAACAGAAGCUGGUUCAAGGUCCGAGAGUUUCAUGCGUUAGCACUGAUCAAAAAUAGUUUUAUAUAGCCAAGCGUUGACUUCAUUACCUACAAAAAUGUCGAGGCAUGUACUAAAAGAACGUCUGAUUGUCGCCGAAGAAGCCCGUACGCACGACAAUAUAUAUGACCCAGUUUACACUGUCAGUGGGGAGAGGGACCACAAGAAGUCACUGUACAAAUCUUUCUUCACAGACUCUAAGCUGAAAUCGGUACCAAACUACAAUAAUAUGUACAGCGAGAUGCGUCACUAUCCACAUCGCACGAUACAGUAUGAAACAGUGGACCCUAUCCCUCUAUUUAUACCGAGGCAGUGGAGUGGUAUUAAGAACAGAGACCCAGAACCACAAGUCCAAGGAGCUGACCGAUGGAAAUUCUUUCACAGACCUCUGAUACCGUUUCUGUUUCCUGCAACUGCAGAAAUAAUCUUUACUAAGGCCAGACCCGGUAAAUUCUUAAUUCCUGAAUCGGAAUUUGAAGAGAUCAAAUAUGCAGCCCCUAUGGCAAAACAUGUCCAAGUUCAAACCGAUUAUCGUGAUGCUGAUGUGCAAACUGACCCCUACAGCCCUGAAUAUGUGGUUAGACCUGGAUCACAGCCGGAAAUACUCACUUUGGCUACACUGUGCUGGGACCAGGGUCUACCAGCAGGACUUGCCGAAGUCGAAAUGAUAGAAAGGGCACGCGCAAAACGAGAAUGGGAGAAGAAUUUGCCCUCCCUAAAUGAUCCAACCCAAAUUGAGAAACGAAGGAAGAUGAUGGAAGCGAUGGAGCUCAAGGAAUGGCUCAUUCGAGAGAAAGCCAUUGAAGUACUUCAGGGCAAACAUCUGAAAGUUCUGAAGAAACUGUUAAAGGAAAGAGAGGAGAGACAGCAAGAUAUCGACAAGAAAAGACUUGAUAAAAUCUGGGCAGCGAAACAGAAAGAGAAGAAGAAAUUAUUCCGAAAAAUUCGGCUGGAUCACGUCAAAGACCUUCGAAAACUACAUAAAAGAAUGUCAAAGGUCGGCAAGAAGUAUGAAAGGCGGGACAUCAUCAAGGACUAUGCAGAUUAUGGCUCAAACUCUUUUGCUCCGUUGACACGUAAUGGAGUGUUCCCCGAUGAGAUGCAGGACAAAUAUAUUGUGGAUAGCACCUUCCUGAACACCUACGAAGGUCUAGUGGAGCUGGAAACCGCACUCCCCUUAAAUGUCACCCACCCCGUGAUCAAAAUUCCAACUGAAAAAAACAAGAGGAUCGGAACUUAUGUGAAACGAAGGUAUAAACGAGAAUUUUACCUGGAAGAGAUACACGAGAAACUGAAAGCUGCGAAGACCCAAGGAAAGCCAGUGAAGAAACCAUUGAAGUACCUGCAGAAAGUGAUUAAACCACCCCCACGGCCAGCCACGCCCUCGGUCAUACCAAUAGGGAAGGAAGAGGAAAACAGAGAGCUGGCUGUUAUCUUCCUGCAGCAACUACUAAGAGGAAGGGCUACCCACAAAAUGAUGAUGGAUGGUAAAAAUGAACGAAUUGACUUGAUAUUGGAGCUACAGUCCACACAUGCCCUCCAAGAAGACAAACAGCGGAUCAAAGACCUACAACGGGAAGCAACGCUAAACUUGCAAAGACAGAAGUUUGUGUACGAUCACCAGGAAAACUUGAUUGACAGCGUCAUGAGCCAAGUAGAAGGUCACACCAUAGGGAGCAUGUUUGACUUCUUAAGCAAAGAACUUAUUCGCAUGCAAGAGGAACGGAGGGUCAAAGCCUUUUCCAUUCUUGCAGAACGUGUACGAAGAAUGAGGGAAGCAGAAGAGAGCGGGAGACGACAACUUGAGGAGAGGAUGCGGCGUGAAUCAGAUGAAAUAUUUAAGCAGGUAAUCAAGGUCCACCAGGUGAGCGUUGACGCCUAUCUCGAAGAUAUAAUCAUGAGUUCCUUAGAAGAAACUGCAGAGAUCAAGUCUCGCAAGGAAAUACAAGAACUGGCUGAGAAGGUUUGUGACAUGGCAUAUGAAAUGGAAGACAAACGCACUGAACUUGAAAGUGAAGAGAUAGUCGGAGAUUUGAUCCAUAAUUUCCUGCUUCCAGAUGUCCAGAAAGAACUCCUUAGAGAAAAAGUGAAACAGAAGCAGAGCAAAUAUUUACUGGCUGCCAGCAAAGAGGUACAUGAAGGCACUUACAAAGCAAUAAAUAAGGAAAAAGAUCCAGAAGAAUAAUGCACACGCACACAGGCGCAGAAGCAAACACAUACAUACAUACAUACGCACACAUACAUAUACAUAUAUACACAAUCACACAUACACACAUGUCGAUAAAUGCAUAUAUAUUUGAACACACGCACACACGCAGACACACAUACACACACACAUACAUGCAUUACAUGUAAACAUGCACAUUCACAUGUAGUUAUGAAUAUAUUUUUUUGCGUACAUGAUCUUUAUAUACCCUACAUUACAUGUGAAUAAAAAUAAUUUCAUUGCUAGCU